CUCCGCAUGUUUCCCCAUCUCUUGCGGGGGUGAACCAUCGUUCCCCUCAACAAAAAAACCAAAAAACCAAAAAAAAAACCCUAUUUCCCACCACCCCAACAACCCCUUGGCCGUGCUCAAUCUCCUCCUCCUCCUCCUCCUCUCGUGGAUCCCAUUGUAAUGGGGAUCAUCGUCUCCAUCCCGAUCACGAAGCCCUAGAAUUCGCAAGGAGCCGAGGGAGCGGGUGGUGAAGAGAGGGAGCGAGGGGCGAGAUGUUGCAGAGAGCGGCGAGCAAUGCGUAUUCAUGGUGGUGGGCGAGCCACAUCAGGACCAAGCAAUCCAAAUGGCUCGACAACGACCUCCAAGAGAUGGAGGAGAGGGUGAAUUCGAUGAUCAAGCUCAUCGAAGAGGAUGCCGACUCCUUCGCCAAGAAGGCCGAACUGUACUUCAGGAGGAGACCUGAGUUGAUAAACUUUGUCGAAGAAGCCUACCGAUCUUACAAAGCCUUGGCCGAUCGGUACGACCGGAUAUCGGGCGAGCUGCACAAAGCCAACCACACGAUCGCGACUGCAUUUCCCGACCAAGUCCAGUACGCAAUGGAAGACGAGGACGACGACAGCUCCCCGAAAGCCAUAACCGCAAUCGAUCCUGCCAAAAAUCGCAACGAUAAGGAACCGCCGGUUGAGAUCCCUCGAUUGAAUUUAAGAGGUAAUAAGAGCAGAGAAAUUAGCCCACCCCCGAGAAAGUUGCAACAUAGGCGGAUAAGCUCGCAGAUCAGCAAAGAGAAGGUGCAAGAAGAGAUCGGCAGGCUGCAAAAGGAGAUUCUGGUGCUUCAGACCGAGAAGGAAUUUGUAAAAAGCUCCUACGAAAGUGGCUUGGCAAAGUAUUGGGAAAUAGAAAAUAAGAUUACUAAUAUGCAGGAGGAAGUUUCUUGCUUGCAAGAUACUUUUAAUGCGAGCUCGGUGAUUGAAGAUGAUGAGGCUCGAGCUCUAAUGGCUGCGAGAGCCAUCAAAUCGUGCGAGGAUACAUUAUUUAGCUUGCGGGAACAACACAAGAGGUCAGAACAAGAAGCGAGAAUCGAAUCACAAAGAAUUGAAGAAGCUAAGCAGAAGCUAAAGGCUCUAACAGGUGAGGAGGAGGUCUCGGCCAAAGAAACAUGGUCGAGCUCUAUUGAGCCCAAUGUAGAAAAAGCUGUUUAUGGUUUGAAGGGGGAUAUGUUGGAAUUAAGUUCCGUUUGCCAGAAAGUAAAAGAGCAUUUUGAAAUGAGUUCUGAGGCUUCAGUUGUUGAACUAGCCGAAAAGAUAGACGAGCUUGUUGAUAAAGUUAUUAGUUUGGAACUAACCAUUUCUUCUCAGAGUGCGCAGAUAAAGAGAUUAAGGUCAGAAACUGAUGAGUUGCAGAAGCGUCUGAGGGGCUUGGAGGAAGAGAGAAUGGCUUCUCGUGGUGAUUCUAAUGAGUUGGCUGACAGGUUGAAGCAGGCGGAGGAAGAGCUGCAGAGAAUUCAGCAGCUUGAGAGGAGCUUCCGGACGGAGAAAGCUGCUGUUGAAACACAGCUGAAUGAAGCACGCAGUGGGCUUAAUCAUCUCUCGAAGAUAUUGCAGCUCCCUAAGCAAUUAAACCCAGAAUUAGAAGAAAACAUUAUUGAAGAGGAGAAUAAGGAGCGCGAGGAGGUUUCUAAUGUUCAAAAUCUUUCAAAGGUACUCCCAGAGGAAUACACAGAAAAGGAUAAAUUGCAGGAGAUGAAUUCAUUAGAUGAAGAGCCAGAGGAUGAUACUCAAGAGAAGUGGCAACAGUUAUUUUUGAAUGGCUUGGAAGGAAAAGAGAAGAUCUUAUUAGCCGAGUACGCUUCUAUUUCAAGAAACUACAAAGAUACGAAAAAAAGACUUUCUGAGAUCGAGAAGAAAAACCAAGAAUACCACUCUGAGACAAUGACGCAAGUUAAAGAAUUAAAGAGUGCAAAUGCUAUGAAGGACGAAGAGAUUCGAGCUCUAAGACAAAUUCUAAGUUCCUUACAAGCCAAUUUUAAUGUGAAUUUACCUCAGAACAUAGGAAAGGCUGAAGAAGACAACGAUGGGCCGCAAACAGAAGAAGACAUCAAGCCGUGCCAUGUAGAAGAACCUCAGCCCAUUUCAACGAUAGAAGAGAAAUUUAGGGCCGAUAUCGACACGCUGUUAGAAGAAAACUUGGAUUUUUGGUUGAGGUUCAGCACAUCAUACCACCAAAUCCAGAAGUUCCAAAGGACAUUCAAGGAGUUGCAAGCCGAGGUGGAGAAGCUGAGGGAAAAAGCGCAGGAGGAAAGUGUUUCUUCUUCAUUGGCUUCCGGAGAAGCAGUUACAGGAAAAGGGGAAUCAGCCCUGCUCCACAAGAAGCUUAGAGAACUAAUCACCGAGCUCCAAGUGUGGUUAGAAAAGAAUGUGCUUUUGAAAGGAGAGCUUCAAUGCAGGUUCUCUUCUCUGUGUAGCAUACAGGAAGAGAUAUCCAAAAUGUCGAACGCGGAAGAAUCUGAGAAUAUAGUGUUCACUCCGUAUCAAGCCGCGAAAUUUCAGGGCGAAGUGCUUAACAUGCAGCAAGAGAACAACAAGGUUGCAAAGGAACUGGAAACCGGUUUGGAUCAUGUGAGGGGGCUUCAGGCGGAGGCCGGAAGGGCGCUGCUUAAGCUGCGCGAUUGCUUCGCGCUUUCGGCUGGAUCGAGAACUAGCAGCCAUCAUCACAGUCAACAACAUCAUCAUCAACAUAACCAUUUUAGGACUUUAUCGACGAAGACGAGGAUACCGCUGAGGACUUUCCUCUUCGGGACGAAGCCAAAGAAGCCGUCGAUAUUUUCGUGCAUGAAUCCGGCGUUGCAGAAGCAGUACAGUGAUUUGAGAGCUGGGUUUCCUAGAUGAGCAUGGUGUAGAUCACGUUGUCAUGCAUAUAUAUAUAUAUAUAUAUACAUGUAGUUUAAUCUUGAUGUAAAAGAUUCUCUCUUGCAUUUUAUAUGCUAAUAACUGUAA
Molecule: messenger RNA, 2972 nt
Organism: Ananas comosus (pineapple)
Lineage: Eukaryota; Viridiplantae; Streptophyta; Magnoliopsida; Poales; Bromeliaceae
Product: protein NETWORKED 2A-like
Exons: 2
Coding region: 252-2864 (870 amino acids)
Molecular function (GO): actin binding
Source: RefSeq, a predicted model, not a curated record